AUGGCACGCCGUCCUCACCGAGCUCGACCUCACCAAGCUCGUCCUCACCACGCUCUGUUGAAGAAACUUGCAAAAGAUAUUGAAUCCUUGAAGAAACCCAACAAUGACGUUGUCGAAGCUGUAGAACUGAGGAAACAGUGGAGGAAGAAGACUAGGACAGCAUUAAACGAACUCAAUUCUCUAAACACUAUAGAUAUUGAGAGUAUUGAAGAAUUCAAGUAUGUGGCAUUUGUCAAGAACAAUUACGCAAUGAUUAGAGGAGAUAAGAAGAAAAAAUUUAAGUGCAGCAUAAGGAUUCUUCCUAGUCAAGAUUCUGAAGAAAUUAAGAGAAUGGCGAACGAAGCAGGUAUUAAGCACACUUAA
Molecule: messenger RNA, 363 nt
Organism: Ilex paraguariensis (yerba mate)
Lineage: Eukaryota; Viridiplantae; Streptophyta; Magnoliopsida; Aquifoliales; Aquifoliaceae
Source: the annotation of a GenBank genome assembly